Molecule: messenger RNA, 5746 nt
Organism: Gigantopelta aegis
Lineage: Eukaryota; Metazoa; Mollusca; Gastropoda; Neomphalida; Peltospiridae
Exons: 3
Coding region: 123-5294 (1723 amino acids)
Biological process (GO): regulation of gene expression
Cellular component (GO): nucleus
Source: RefSeq, a predicted model, not a curated record
UCCCAGCAGUGUUGUGAACAAGGUGAGCACAAAGGCAGAUGAUCGCUAUUUGCUUGUGCUCGACAAAUUUUAUGUAAAAACACACAUAUCUCAUCUAUUAUUUGCAGUAUAUAGCACAGAAAAUGAGUGACAAACCAUCAACUGAAGAACAACAAUCGGAGAGACUCUUUAUACAAGGUUACCAGGUGUUCUGUAAUGAUGCAGGUCAGCCUGAUUCUGGUAACAGUGCCAAACCACCAGGAGAUUCACCUGCUGAGAAAGACCCUGAUGAUCUCCCAGUGACGUUUGAAGUGAAGACUGAACCAGUGGAUGCAGAUUAUGAAACGUCAACUAGCCCAGCCUCUGCGUCUAGUCCUGCUUCCAUGCCAGUGAUGACAUUACCAACUCCACGUCCGCGACCUCAACUAAAGGAUGUGCUACCACGCUUGAAACAAAUGCAACAAAUGAAUGCUUCUGCUAAUGUCAUUGAUGAAUUGCUGAAGAAGAAUGAAUUUCUGCUGGGGAAAAAAGAUUUUGGAGGUUAUAAGCCUUACUCACGCAGACCUAGAAUUCAAAGUGAAUUAAAACGACCUGAAAACCUAAUGGAGGCCAAUCCACAAACAUUCCUAGUGUCUCCCACAUCGCAGGCUAGAAUAUCGGCAACAAAACCAGAACUAGGGCCCAAAAUAAAGGAUGCUCGUUACGGCAAAAUCCUCCGACCUCGAAGUCCCACAAGAAAAUGCAGCAUUCCUGAAAAAGACAAGUCUCAUUUCAAUUAUGCUCUCAUAGAAUCCAGUGUUAAAGAUAAAUCUAGUGACAAGAUCUUUAAAGUUCAGAAACAUGAAAUGGUUUGUGCUGUGACCUGUAAGGCUAUGUUCAUGACUCAGGGAGGAGCAAUUAAGGGUGACUUUGACCUCCAGUUUUACUGGUGUAAUUUCUGUACAUUCCACACCACCAACAAAGCUCAACUUGUUCAACAUGGUAUGGAGCAUAGAUUUCACUGCAAGUUCUGUCGCUACCAGUCAUUCUCUAGGGCAGACAUUAUUCACCAUUCAGCAAAGGAGCAUGUAGAUGCUUUCAGAGAGACGGCCAGUUCUAUGAAGUACUGCAUAUUGUUGUCAGACUAUCUUCAGAUUUAUUCUCAGGACACAGACGAAGAUCGCAAGAAAAGGGCAGCACCAGAAGAUGAUGAUGAAGAUGAUGGUCCACCACAAAAAGCUGCAAAGUUAGAGGGCAGAUCAGUUGAUUCUCUGUCUCCUGAUGAACUCAAGACGCUGCAGAAUGAUUAUCAAAUCUUUGACAUGGAAGUGGAAACUGUUGAUGAAACUGAUAAGAAUGCAGUCAGUGAAGAGUCAUCACCUCUGGCUUCUGCCUCGGUGGAUGUUCCUUCUGACAGACAAAUUAUUGCUAGUAGUGGUUUGGCUACUUACGAAACGCCAAAAGCUAUGAAUAAUAUAGGAAUUGCUGAAAGUUCCCUCCAGUCCACCAUGUUACAGAACACAAUGCCAGUUUCCAGAACACCGCCAAUACCUGUCAGUCUCGUUGCUGCAAACAACAGACCGGUUCUAAUUUCAAGACUUCCUACACCAAUUUUGCCAGUUGGACAAUUACUUGUACAGAAUAUUGCCAAUUCUACAGUUAGACCAGCAGCAGGUUCAGCCAUUCAGUCACAGUUGACAUCCAUUGCACCAUCACUAUUGCAAACCCAUAGGCUCAUGGACAGCCGUCCACCACCACCUCCACCAUCUAACAAACCAAAACCUGGCCAGGGUUCAACUGUGUCAUCUAGCUUGUACUGGAGUUGUGGCUAUUGUAGUUUUACAAGCCAUAGCCAAAGUGAGAUAAAGGAACAUUCGCAGAAAUCACACAGAGGAAAGCCUCAUCGGUAUGUUGCACUUAUUAUGCCCUCUGACAAGCAGUCACAGAAUGGACAGAAUGCGGAAGGAGCAAAAGAUAUAAAUGAAGCAAACAUCACAAACAAAAACAUUGAAAUAGAUAAUGCUGAAGACCUGUCUGACUCUGUGCCCAUGGAAAGAGAGUCAGAAUCAUUCAAAUGCUUUCACUGCAGCUUCCUGGUAAAGAAGCCAGACCUGAUCAAAGAUCAUUUGUUUUCAAAACAUCCCAGUUUGAGUAUGGUUGGUGUGGACAUACAUUCAAAAAGACUGAAAAAUAUCUUCUACUGCCCUAGAGAUGACUGUCCAUUCCGAAGCAAGAGUCCGGCGCUGUUUCAGUCCCAUGUGGAGAGAUGUACACCCUGGCAGAUGAAAGAUUUGAACAUAGCCGUCGAGAAGCACCUGUUAGACUGCCUGGAGAACACAAUCAAAUUUAGCAAAGCUGUUCAGCUCAAGGAACAGGUAAGCACAAAUCUCGGUGAAUUGUCUUGUAUCUAUUGCAUUUUUAAGUCACAUUUCCCAAGCAGGGUCAAACAUCAUGUGAUGACGAAACAUCCACUUAGACGGAUGGUGAUACGGGCACAUUCAAAUCACGAAGGAUUGUCUUGUUUGAUUCACUUCUGUACUUUAUGCUCAUGGCACACAAGAAUCAAAUGUAGACGAAGAAAGCACCUUUUGUCAGCACACAAUAUUCAAAAUGUUGAUAUUUGUGAUGGAAGUAUCCAGAUAUACAGUAAGGAUCCUUUUGAAAAUCCAGAAUAUGCUGUUGAGAACAAGGAUGACAUUGAAAAUGUGUCUUCACCAUUAGUUGAGCAAAUGUUGGAACAAGAUUCGUAUCCUUUCUACAUUGACAGCAAAAAUGACACCAUUUACCGCUGUCCUUUCUGUUUUCUAAAGUGCAUGGGUAUAUCCGAGAUGAAAUCGCACUUGCAAAAAAAACAUCCAAGUCACAAGAUGCAAACAGUUAAUGUUGAGAAAUGCAUCAAUGAAGAAGAGUGUGUGUUCUUUCUGUGUCCUGAGGAAAUGUGCUCAGUCUUAUGUGCAAAGGAAUCUCUGCUAAUCAGACAUGCUCAGUCCCAUAAAUCGAUGUGUGUUUCCCCAACAGUGUUGGAUCCCAAUUACAAGAUUGACCCGCAUACUAAAACUUAUAACGACAAGCCUGAGAUGACAAUUAGAGAACAUAAUACAUUUGAUGCACAACCAACUUUGCAAGACGCUGAUGUUAAAUGUUUAAAACCUGUAGUGUCACAAUCUGCUUUGUUUUCAUGUCAUAGUAUUAACAGUGCAGAUAACAACUUGAUGCAUUCAGAGUGUUUAAUGGAAUCCACACUUAAGACUACCCCAUAUGUCCCACCAGGGCACUGUAGUGGCAAUACACAACACAUCACUUCUGUGCCUCACAGUAUUGGCAAUACACAAAACAUUCCCUCUGUGUUGCUCAAUAUUGGCAAUAUUGGCAGUAUUGGCAAACGGAUUUCCUCUGUGCCCCUUAUUAUUGGCAGUACACAAAACAUCUCCUCUGUGCCCCAUAUUGGCAAAACACCAAACAUCCCCUCUGUGCCGCUUAUUCUUGGCAAUAAAAAAAAUGCCCAGUCUGUGCCCCUCAGUAUUGGCAAUACACAAAACAUUCCCUCUGUGCUAGUACAAAGUCUUAAUACCGCAAAUCUGGUGGUUCCAAAUGUUCAGUCUUUGCCAUCAGUAUUGCCACCUUGUCCAGGAGGUAUAAGAAUAGCGUUAUGGAGAACUACUCUUGAUGUUCCUGCUCCAUGUCUUUAUCCACAGUUGGGUCCAACAGUAAUGACAAAUGCACCAUUUUCAACAAGGAUUUCUAAAUUAAAUGCGUCUGAAAUGCUUUUGGCAAUGGUACCUCCAGCAUCAAAGAAACCAGCUGAGGACAAUACAGUGCAUGUUGAAAUCCUGCAGGUGCCUCGGGCUGAGCAAGGAGUUGUAACUAAGUUGACAGAGUCUCCACUUAAUUUACCCACGUGUUCACAAACUGAGGUACACCAGACAGAUGCCAGACUUGAGAAUUGUAUUCAUUCAAACAUUUGUCAGUCUGAUGGUGAGGAAAAUGAUCAAAAGCUGAAAAUUGUAUCAGUAAACUCUUUAGCUUACAAUGUAGACCCAGUUAAGGAAGAAGAACUGGUAGAACCUGAUAAACCCACUAUUAAUGCUUCUCCACAAUUGAUGUUGGAUGAAACGACUAUUAAAAUUACCUCCUGCACUACGAAUUCAACAGUAGAUGGUGCAGAAAAGAUAAUCAACUCUGUCAAUAAUUCAUUAGUCGAGUCCAAUAUUCUAGACAAUGAUGAAGUUCAUGUAGAAAUGAACAGAACUAUCUCUAAUCAAAUGGACCUUGAACAAAAGAGUCUUUCUGUAAAAAGAAAAACUUUGGAAAUUGUUUCAAAAACCAGAUUGGUAUGUGAUCCUAAAGAGAUUGGUAAAGAUUUUAAUCUAGAUUUAAAAGACAGUAGCAGUAUUGAUGACGUCUGUAAUAUUGAUCAGAUGAACCCAUCCUGUGGUGCAAAAGAUGAUGUGGGAUCAGUGAGGAGACUCGCACAGGAUGUGAAGAAGAAAUCUGAUAUGGUUAACCCUGAAAGGUUCAGUUGUAAGUUCUGUGAGUUUUCUGCACUUAAUGGAGUUCUAGCGAUAAAGUCCCACAUUAAUGACAACCAUCCUGAUGAGAAAUUUGAAACUUGCUCUGUUGACAGUAACAGUGGGCAACAGAAGACCUAUUUUUUGUGUCCUUCUGAGACCUGCACAUUUUGCAUCACUGAAGAAUCUGUACUGGUCACACAUUGGAUGUGUGUACAUGAAGAUGAAAGUGAAGGAGCUGCAGAGGUUGAACGAGCUGUAGAGGCUGAAGGAGCUGCAGAGGUUGAACGAGCUGCAGAGGCUAAAGGAGCUGUAGAAGCAGAAGAAACAUCCAAUGCUGCCAAGCAGAACGUGACAGAAGAAUCCACAUCACAUGAGAAGAACAAAAGUCCGAAAGCUAAGAUCAAAUUUGGAUACGAGUGUUUGUAUUGUUCUGUGAGCUACAUUGACCUUGAUCUGAAGUCAAUGAAGAGACACUAUGAUGAGAAGCACCAGGGACAGGAUAUGAUCAUGAGAGACUUGAAGGUUGGGAGUCUGAGGAAUUCACGUAUUGUUGUGUGUAAUCAUCAGGACUGUACCUACAUCCAAAAAGGUUCUAAAAACGAGAGAUUCCAAUACCAUCAACUUGCACACAACAACUCCAAGAUCUAUGAAUGUCCCUCCUGUAAAUGGUUUUCUGAUGAUAGGUCUGCAACCAAUAAACACCUGAAAACUCAUUCCAAGAAACACAAUCCGGGCUACUUGUUGGAGUUCAGUCUGAAACUUGAACCUGAUGGAAGGGUAUCCAAAACUGCAAUAAAAUGUGGGAAGGCCAAAAUUGUUAAUUGAAAUAGAACUUGUCCCGACAAAUUUGACAAAUGAAAUGUACAUUAGGGGUGUAGCGAUAUGGAUAGAUUGUGAUGUGAUACAUAUCCUGAUACUUGGGUAGUGACACGAUAUGUACCCCAAUACUUAUUAGGCAGUGUAAUAUAUUUUCUGCAAUUACACCUCUUUAACAAUUAAAUGCCAUUUCACUUAAAACAUCUAGCUCUAACUAUCAGUUGUAUCAAAGUCACCUUUAUCAUGUAAUCUUAAAGAUCAAAUUCGACUUUCAUGGCGAUUUAUCUGUUUUUGACAGUUAAAGCCCUUGAAUUUAGGAAAUAAGAAAAUUUCCUGACUUGUUUUUGCAAUUCUUCAAGAUAUCGAGCUGAAAUUUUGUUUAUAGCUUUAUCAUGUUCUGGGGGUUGGACAUAGCCCAGUGGUAAAGCACUCGCUUGAUGUGCAGUCAGUUUGGGAUCGAU